AUGUCUCAAAUUCGAACAAGAAGCAUACAUAGCAAUCCUGUCAUGAAUUAUUGGGGGAGCAUUGUUGAUAUUCUUUCUGGUGCAGAAUCAAAACGUAUUGCAUACGCCAACCCAAUUGUCAAGGAUCUGGUUUAUGAAUUUGGCUCAGAUUCUAUAAUGAGAGAAACCAGAUCAGACUUGAGUCAGCGCAGUUUAGAUCUGCUGAAAAAAGUAUUAAAGGAGGACUACAGGCCCCCUUCGAGCAGUUUUGGUAUUCACAAGCAAACUUUUCCAGAUCCGGUGAAUUCGACCGCAUCCUAUUAUGAAAAACCUUAUAACGAAGAAACUUCAAGUGGAAAGCCACAUGAAUUCGAUCUUCGCUGGAUUCAUCUUCCUGUCAAUGAGGUAAGGCCUUCAGAUAGUGCUGAUGAAUCAUUAACAGUUACAUCUGAUGAGAGUAAGUUGUACGGUGACUCCCACUUUUCUCAAACGUCUGAUAAAAAAUUCAAGGACUUGGUGAGUCGGCUAUCGAGGGAUUCGAAAAGAUCUGAAGGAGAACACAUGACUAUCAUGAAACACUUCAACAAAAGCUGGACAGAGCUGGCUGCAGGCUCAGAACGUUACUACAUGAAACCCCAAUUCGUGAAUACCCACCACAAUCACCCUAUCAGUGGUGUUGAUGGCGACCAAACCCCAAAAGAGGUUAACACCGACGAUUGCGCGGCAAUUUACAUGCCAUAUCUAGACACAGGGACAUAUCCCCCUACAGUAAAUAAACCACCAACUACUGAACAUCUCACGAUGCUCGAUGAGUCGAUCAACGAACGUAAUUCGAGAACCAUUAAACAUCUGCCGAUGACUCUCGACCAAUAUUACUAUCCGGCCAUUGAAGAUACUUCGAAGAGAGAUAAUGAUCAGGUGCUGUCAAAGUUCUUGCAAAAGAAGUUUGGACAAUCUAAAACUUUGGAUUUGGAUUAUCGACAGAAGUAUUGUUACAGAUUCCGAAUUGCAACGUGUGAUUCGGCUGACUCUGCUUCAGAAACAAUCAUCACGGCCACAACCCAGAACUUUGGUGAAGCUUCCACAGAAAUCAGCAAAGCAGAUCGAGAACCUCCAGAAAGCCUCCAGAAUGCAGUGGAUAACAUACUUUACGGCGAGACUAAAAGUCAAUUUGAACGCGCAAGAACAGCCGAUUCCCUGAUGGAGCUUCUUCUUGGUGUUGCAUCUGGGCUUUUCAUAAAAAGAUUUGUACCUGUUUCUGAUCAAAUCUAUAAGGGGCCUAUUGAGAUAUUUCGAGAGUCAAUUAGAGAUAUGGCUGAAAAAGAAUCUUCGCUUUUCCAAGAGUUUCUUCAAGGUCUCCAGGAAGCAAACCCUCGGGAACCAGAGCAAAAGCAAGGAAAACCUUCCAAUACAAAGUCUGACACCAAGUCGCCGGAUGGACCGAUGCCUUUAAAUCGCUAUCAUGUUAUUUCAUCUGAAACCGAACUUCUAAACAUGAUACGAGAUAUCUGUGACGAGCUUCAUAUGCUCAGAUCUUUAGCAGAGGACCAAGAAAUUGUUUGGAAGCAGGCCUUUGCUUCCAGUGACCUGAUGCACUUCAAAGCUUACACUCCCACUAAUGUCAAGAAAGAUCUGGAUGAUAUGCUUUCUGAAGCAGAUGAAACAGAGAGCUAUAUCAACACUCUGCUCGACCGGCGACAAGCGGAAUUCGGCAGAUUACAGGCAUACGAUUCAGCCAGACAGUCCAACAGUAUCUUCAUAUUCACUACCAUGACCAUUGUAUUUGGGACAAUGUGCAACAUAAGGGGUGGUGGAUAUUUCCUAUUAUCUGCGAUUGGUGUCACCACACUUGUCUCUGUUCCAGCUACCAUUUUCACGUGGAAAUUCAACGCCAUUUCUAGCUUUCGACCACGAAACAGUAUUGUCAGUGAAAGUUUGAAGCAUACUGAUGCUUUAAAGGUAGCUUUGAGUAGAGUGAGAAGGAGAGGUAGGAAACAGCAUGAUAUUGAGGCAAAAUAA
Messenger RNA from Botrytis fragariae, 1998 nucleotides. Its product is annotated as putative ankyrin repeat protein. NCBI's taxonomy places the organism in Eukaryota, Fungi, Ascomycota, Leotiomycetes, Helotiales, Sclerotiniaceae. The transcript has 11 exons. The record is from RefSeq and is a predicted model, not a curated record. The coding region runs from base 1 to 1998 and encodes 665 amino acids.